Helianthus annuus (common sunflower) is the source of this 971-nucleotide messenger RNA. RefSeq names its product F-box protein SKIP27. The record is from RefSeq and is a predicted model, not a curated record. NCBI's taxonomy places the organism in Eukaryota, Viridiplantae, Streptophyta, Magnoliopsida, Asterales, Asteraceae. The transcript has 4 exons. Gene Ontology annotation, molecular function: protein binding. Bases 236 to 706 code for a protein of 156 amino acids.
CACCAUAUUUAGGAGGAAGUUGAAUUGAAGUGGACCCUAUCCCUUAACAACACAUAAUAAAAAAAAAUAAAAAAAUAAAAACCAGUUUCUCUGUCUAUCUAUAUAAACUAACUUCAAUUUAGCUUCCACAUACAAGAUCUACUCUUGUUUCCUUCUCAACAACAGCCGUUAUUUCAAUACCACUUUACACCCACCAAGAAAUCAGCCCUUAUUUCCACUUCAAAAAAGGAACACAAUGGCACUUAAGCAAAAUCUAGAGUUUGGGUUAGUGAAACGUACAAGUUCAUUUGGUAGAAAGAGGAUUUUGAUUUUGAAUCAUAUGGAUUUUGAUUCGGUUGAUGUUAGUUAUGUUACUACACCUAGAAAGAAGCAGUUUGUUGAAAAUUGUUGUGAAAAAUCUUUGCUUGAAGCUCUUCCUCAAGAAAUAUUGAUUAAGAUAUUGUGUGGAGUGGAACAUGAUGAUUUGAAGAGGUUGUUUCAUGUAUCUAAACCAAUAAGAGAAGCUGUUGUGAUUGCAAAGAAAUGGUAUUUUGAAUAUAGCACACCAAAAAAGAUCCCAGCUUUUAGAUGUUCAUUAAACAUGGAGGAGUUCCCAUCAAGCGAUUUCAAUUUCGACGAAAUCAAAACUCCGAAUGCUCCAAAACAAAUGCGAAUUCAUCGUCCUCGUGGCGGUAUAUGUGUGUCCUUGUUUUCCUUGUCCCCAUGAGCCAAAAACCAAGAAGAACACUAAAAGAUUUUGGGUAUAUUCUUGAUACCCUUUACAACAAGGUUGAUGAGUUAGUUAUUGAGUUGUAGAUAGGUUUUGGUUUGGGUAUAAUUAUGAUUUAGUAAAUGGAGUGUUAUAGGUAGGUGAUGUUAUGGGUUGUACAUUAAUCUUCAAUUUUUUUCAUUGAAGAUGUGUGGCUUGCUUUAGGUGGUUGUAUAAUUAGUGUAAAAAGGGAUAGGGAUAUACUAGUAUAAGUUUUGUUGAA